Molecule: messenger RNA, 300 nt
Organism: Gamsiella multidivaricata
Lineage: Eukaryota; Fungi; Mortierellomycota; Mortierellomycetes; Mortierellales; Mortierellaceae
Product: ribosomal protein L36-domain-containing protein
Exons: 1
Coding region: 1-300 (99 amino acids)
Biological process (GO): translation
Cellular component (GO): ribosome
Molecular function (GO): structural constituent of ribosome
Source: RefSeq, a predicted model, not a curated record
AUGUCGCUGUUUGUCUCUUUGACCCGGUCCGUGGCCCCUCGCUUGAGCGCGACGCCUUUGAUGUCCCGUCCAGCAGCGAUGACCGUCUUGGCUCGUUACCAGAACCAGAUCCAGGUGCAGUCGAAUGCGGCUUCAGCUUCGGCUUCGGCUUUGCCCUCGUCGGGGUUCGGUGCGACCCGUGGGAUGAAGGUCAGGGCUUCGGUCAAGAAGAUCUGUGAGGGCUGCUCCUCGGUCAAGCGCCGAGGCCGUGUGUUUAUUAUCUGCAGCAAGAACCAGAAGCACAAGCAGAGACAGGGUUAA